Molecule: messenger RNA, 4236 nt
Organism: Microdochium trichocladiopsis
Lineage: Eukaryota; Fungi; Ascomycota; Sordariomycetes; Xylariales; Microdochiaceae
Product: autophagy-related protein 11-domain-containing protein
Exons: 3
Coding region: 1-4236 (1411 amino acids)
Biological process (GO): autophagy of peroxisome; positive regulation of protein phosphorylation; autophagosome assembly
Cellular component (GO): Atg1/ULK1 kinase complex; extrinsic component of membrane; phagophore assembly site membrane
Molecular function (GO): protein kinase binding; molecular adaptor activity
Source: RefSeq, a predicted model, not a curated record
AUGGCUUCGCAGACGCAGGUGUUGAUUGCCCCAACGGGUCAGCGCCUGCAGACAGAUCUCUCAGAAGUCACCUCCCUCGAUGACUUCAAAGCAUGGGUAUCCAGCCAAAGCGGCAUUCCUGUUCACAACAUUGUAGCCCUCAACACCCAAGGCAAGACGAUCAAACUCCAGACGAUUAAGUCGGAGACAGAAGUAUUCAUUUACGAUAUCCGCGCCACCCAGGUGACAUCCCCUGGGGCCUCAACAGCCCUGACCUCCGAAUUCCCGUUACCAAAAAAAUACGUCCCGACGGCACCCCCGAACGCUAUCAACGAUACACACUCGCUUUCGUCAUGGCAAGCCCUGUUCAAGUCGCGGCGCGAUUGGGCGCUAGUCGUGGUUGGAGACUGCACGGCUAUGCUCAGUGCUAUCAACGAUCGCCACAGUGAGAUGGAUGUCAUGCUCAGGUGUCUGGAUGCGGCUGUUGCGAACCUCGAUACCGCCCUCAAGCCCAUCGAGCCCAAGUUUGUCGAGCUCAAGAAGUGGGCGACCCCGACCCAGCAGGACUACGAAAUGCUCACAAACAACUGGGAGUCAUAUCUCGAGCUUGCGCGCAGCAUCGACAUCUCUCCAGCCAUGAUGCGCUAUAUGACUGGUCGCGAUCUGCGCAAAGCACGUCAGGCGACUCUAGAAGACCUCGUUGAUCCCGAGACGUCACGCAAGGCUGGCAAGCUUGCCGCCACCUCCCUGCGAAAGUUCAACAGCAAGAUAGCGGACCUCGAGAAGAACGCCGACAAGAUGUUCAAGAGCUGUGACGAGCUGUUCCAGAGCUUUGACAAGCUUCUCAAUCGGUCGGUGAUGAAGCAGGCUGGGAAUUGCAAGGAGCUUCUCAGCGACAUCGAGGCGGUGGCCAACAAGGUGGACACGGACUAUCAAGCUACACUGCAGUAUAGUAGCCAGUCGCGUGAUCUGUCACAAGCCUCCAAGACUGCACAGAAUCACACACGACAGCUCCUGCCUAGUCUGCAGAAACGUGCUACUGAGAUGGACGAUCUCCUGCAAUACAUCACCGAGUCUCGCAACAGCAUCGCGGCCGAGUCCUUGAUGUUCAUGCGCACUAUUUCCGAGAUUACAAGCCUGCACUCAACGGUCAAGAAUCAGAUGAACGUCCUCAACCAGGGCGAAGAGGAGAUGACGACCUUUGACUACCUGCGCCUAAUUCAACAGCUACCCUUCAUGUACGCCUCGUUCGUGGCAGAAGCGGUCCGCCGCCGCGAGUGGGGCGACAAGGUCAAAACCGACUCGUCGACACUUGUCAAUGAAAUGGCACUGUUCCAAGAUGAAGAGUUGAAACGGCGGCGCAAGUGGCAGAAGAUGGUGGGCAGCACAUACGGGCCUGACAAGGCCGAAAACAACGUGCUAGGUCUCGAAGUCAACCUGCUAGGCGAGGAGGAUGUGUGGCCGAGCAUGUCCCGUCAAGACCUUGAGGAUUUCUUGUCCACGAUCCAGCGCCACAAGGCGGACCCUUCUGUGAUCGAGGACGUCACCAAGCUCAUCGAGGAGCUGCGGACACCAACGAAACAACAAUCGAAACGACUCAAGGCCUUCAAGAACGGAAGCAUGCAUGAAGCAGCGCUAGGAAGAAGUGGCCUAUUGAUUCGUGGGGACGACGAGCUGCUCCGAAGUCUGCAAGACGACAAAACCAAGCUGGAAGGCAAGCUCAAGACUGCAGAGAGUCGCGUUCGGAGGUUGGAAGAUCUGUUGCACAGACAGAGUCAAGCAUCUCGGCCCUCGAUAGGGAACUUGUUCCAGUCACACGACAGGGAUUCCUCCAGCUCGAUCAAGUCGCCUCGACCCCAAGAGGACAGACGGCGAUCAUCAAUCGAUGGUGCAGAAGCGCUCUUCCAACGUAUCGCGAAGCUUGAAGCGGAUCUCAAUGCCGAAAGGGAGAGGGCCGCGAAUUUGGAGAAGGAUGCCAAUGAACGCGCAGAAAUCCUGCAGCGAGACAUGGACCAUGCAAACCUUAUGAAGGUAGAUCUUCUAGGCAAUAUGGAAGCCCAGAAGAAAGAAUUUGUGGAGGAGCGCAAGUCGCUCGAGGAUGAGAUCAAGCAGCUCAAAGCCCGGAUCGAAGAGACCGAGGACGAGAUCGAACAUUACGGCGAGUCUCGCGAGAACGAGAAGCUGACAUUCAACGAACGCUUCCAUGCAUUAACGCUAGAUGUGGAGCGACUGAAUCGCGAGAAGAGGGAUGAGGCUCUCAAGACCCAAGGCCAGGUCGACUUCUUGCGGAACGAAGCGCGCGUUGAAAGGGAGCGGAAUGUCUCCCUGGAGAGGCAACUCCAGGAAGCACGAGAUGCCAUCAGAGCCUUGACCAAGCGCUGCCAGACGGCGGACGAGAGCACCGAGGCUCACACGCAGUCUCUUAGGGAUCUUCACAGCCAGCUGGCUCCUCGCACGCCUGCCCCGGCAGAUAUUGCUGACCUAAUAGAGUCCGUCGUCAGCAAAUCUAAUGACGUGCUCGUCAAGGUGCAAGCGCUAGAACAGGAUCUCUCGCUCAUGAAGGCUGAUCUGGACAUGGCACAAGGACAGGUCAAGGACACCAAGUCCGAACUGUCCACAACACGCGAAAAGCUUACGCAAACCGAGCUGGACUUUGUGCAUCUCCGAGAGAGCAUGGAUGAGGAGAAGGCGCGCUGCGUGACCCUGGAGGCAGAAGUCAAGGAAACCCGCGAUCAGCUUAACAGUCUUAGGACAAGGAUGACCGAGGGAGAGACUGGUUCCGAGACCUUGCGAAAGCAGCUGAGCGACGAGGAACAAAAGGUUGCAGACUUGAACGAGCAGCUGGCAUCCCGCCAGUCUCAGCUUGGGAGCCUCGACGAAGAAGUUCGCAUGUAUCAAGAAAGGCUCCAGUCGUCGGAAUCUCGACUUUCUGCUCUCGGCACUCGCCACGACGAGCGCAGUCUUCGCAGCAAAGAGCUGACGCAACGGCUCUACACGCAGAAUGAGCGACUGACACGUUUGUUGGAGCGUCUCAGCUUCUCGGUGUCACGCAAAGACGGCACGAUGGUGAUCCAGAAGAUCCCCAGAGCUGAAAGAACACCCCAAAAUCCAAACGACUCUUCGGACCCUAACAGCUCCACCAUCCGCCAGUCGAUGUCUCUGGCCAAUAACCCUAUGGCCGAUAGUGCAGAUCUCAAGCUUUUAUACUGGAUGAACGCCGAGAAUGCGCAGAUAGAAAGCGAUCAGUACCAGGCUUACAUGAGUGGGCCAGGCUCUUUCGAUAUCGACGCCUUUUCCGAUGCAGUAUACCGCCGCAUCAAAGAGGUCGAGCACACGGCACGGAAGAUGACACGCGAAGCUCGCGCCUAUCGCGAGCGUGCACACAAUCUGGCCAAAGACGCGCACGACAAAAUCGCAUUUCGGCACUUCAAGGAGGGCGACCUUGCUCUCUUCUUGCCCACACGAAAUCAAACCACUGGCGCAUGGGCUGCCUUCAACGUGGGAUGCCCGCAUUUCUUCCUACGCGAGCAAGAAAGCCAUCGCCUGCGCAGCCGCGAGUGGCUUGUGGCUCGGAUCACCAGGGUGCAGGAGCGUGUUGUCGAUCUGUCAAAAAGCCUGCAGUCAACGGGGGCCAACGCGUCCGAGGCAGAGACAGACUCGCUAAACACAACUGAUGACUUUGACAACCCCUUUGAUCUGUCUGAUGGACUUCGCUGGUGGCUGAUUGACGCGCAAGAAGACAAGCCGGGGGCUCCAUCUACCCCGGGCCUCGGCAAGUCUACGGUUGCCGCCAAUACCGUUGCAGCGGUGGCAGACAUGCAAGGCAGCCGCGGGGCCAAGAGCAAGUCGAAGCUGGGACGACCAUCUGGGAUUGAGGAUCUGAGUAAGACUCUGAGCAAGAGCCUGGACAGUCGGCGCAGCAGCACGGGCUCAAAGAAGGCGAUCCCCUUCGCGGUCGGCGCGAACGCCGCCACCAAAGGCAGUGCACUGGCCAGCGAGACAAACAGUCUUCGCGCAGCACCUGCCGAGUCACCUCUUUCCGGGACAAGCCCUGGAGCUGCUUCGCGGCAUCGAGACGAGGCAGACGCUACCGGCACUGGGGCGGGACGCGAGUUGGCCUCGGCCGUGGAAGAGAAUCGGGGGUCCGGAAAGAUGACGGCAGGAGCAGCUGCCACUGAGGCAGUGGCAGGAAGCAGAGGAAAUGACAAUGAGGUGCGGCAAAGUCACGAAGAGAUUGACACUCUUCUAGGUCCUUAG